Messenger RNA from Penicillium macrosclerotiorum, 2607 nucleotides. RefSeq lists its product as uncharacterized. Bases 1 to 2607 code for a protein of 868 amino acids. NCBI's taxonomy places the organism in Eukaryota, Fungi, Ascomycota, Eurotiomycetes, Eurotiales, Aspergillaceae. The record is from RefSeq and is a predicted model, not a curated record. The transcript is spliced from 3 exons.
AUGGAGGCUUCCGCUCACAUUUCAGAAACCCAGAAGACCGCGGGUAGCCCGAAUACAACCUCCCACGGCAACCUUCCAGCCUACUCUGGUGAACCCAGAACCCCUGGCUCUAAGUCAUCCACAACACGUCUGUCAGAGCUUGGCCUUGAUCUGAGCGAUAAGAUAGGACAUCCAGGUAACGCCUUUGCCGUCAUGAAGGCCCGUGGGAUCGAGCACAGCAAGCUUCCUCGCAAGAGCACUGGGAGCUCGAACCCAGACAGUCCAAUCGAGGAUACGCUCAGACCCAGCAUGUCUCGCAAGCUGUCGUCUGGGCUAGAUUACAAUGAGGAGCUUGCACUUCCAAUGCCGAAACCCCGCCAUUCUCAACUUGAUUCCGGCGAGGAAAUCACAGCUCUUGGAGAAGAAACCAUCGGGCCUCAUCUUCUGAAGAAGCGUGUCAUAUCAGAACCCUGUCCUGCCAAGGAAAUACCUAUCCCCGAGCCUCCAUCUCCAGGUGAUGGAAAGAAAAAGUCACGUUUGGAAAUCAUCAAAUCGAAGCUCAGUUUCAAAGACUUGCGCAAAGAGGCUACUCAAGAUGAGGGCAGGGUUUCCAUUCCUGGUUUACCCGCUACUGAGGUUCCUAGAGAGACCCUCUCCAGCAAGCCUUGCGUCCACCAUGUCAAUUUCGCAGAUCGCUCCUGCGCCCACCAGGAUCCCGGUCCCUCCCCUAGGAGCUUUAUCCUAUUCCCAGGGGGGUUGGCACCUUCUAGAGCAUUAAGCAGUCGUCGUCCCGGCAGCUGGGGCAGUCAACGCAGGAUUGUCCCCGAUCCCAUGGCUAGCAAAGACACGACUGGAACUUCUAGCAAGACUGAACGACGAAUCUCGGUUGGAAGCAAUCAGCCAGACAUUGUUGUGACGCGUUCCAGUCCUGAGACUCCCUGUAGGAAGCAAAUCCCGCCUGUAUUGCACACCACUGCACCAGAUUACCCUCCAACCGGGUAUUCCCCUCCCAACGCUUCUGACCUCACAGAGGGGACCGGUAAAGUCAAGUACCUUCCAAAGGCGUGGCUGGAAGGAUUCUCUCCUUCACCAGCGCCGUCUUCAAGCACUCGGUCCACGCCGAAGCGCCAAUCUCCAACUGCCUAUGCCGAAAAUGAGCCUCCUGUGACGUCCCUGCCAAAUUACAUGUCUUCUUUCAGUGAGCGCCUUGAUAAGGCCAAUUUGCCCCUAGACAAACCCAUUUCCGCAGAGAUCCGCAACCGCAGCACCGCAACGCAUGUCGAUAACAUUGUUGACAUGGUGCGAUCUAUUCAGCGACAGGCUGAUUCCGGAACGACCAGCCUGAACAAGAAACUGGAAGAACUCUCAAGCUGGAUCGGCGAUCAACUCAAGAACCAGAUUGAAGGCAUCGGAGAUUUGUCACGCGCCAACUCAGAUCUUCAUUCUCGCCAGUAUGAAAUCUCGCGGGAGAUGAUGAAGUUCCAGUUGGAUAUCCGGCUGGAGAUUGGCGUUAUGGAGCGGCGACUCAAUGUCUUCGAAAUGAGAGUCAUGGACGAACUACAAGCUGAAGUGCGGUCAUUGGCUCGCUCCUAUGAAGAACUAAAUCAAAAGACUGAAAACUUGAUCGCCAAGCAUUCAUCUGAUGAUAAUCAAAAGUUCAUCGACUACCAGCACCAAAAGAAUGCAGAAAUCGAGAAUGAAAUCGCCUAUCUAAAGAAUCAGCGAGAGGCCUCUAUUUCAAUCCCUCCUUUCUCAACUGCUCCCCAGGCUAUUCCUCAGACCCAGCAGCGACAAAGUGAGUCAAGUACUGCUAGCGCCGAGCCCUUGAUCAAGCAAGCUGAUCUUCUUGCUCCUUCUGGUCCUCACUCUGUUCCAACAUCUCCAGCUCGAAGUAGAGUUGUGACCACUGCACUAGCGAAGUCAGGAAUUGUCUUCCCGCGCAGUGUAUCUUUCACGAAGAGAGGUCUUCGAAAAAGCAUGAGAGACACUGCACCUACAGUGCUCGAAUCAGAAGAACAAGGCAGCACGAACGAAGAGUCGAAGAAAUGGAAUGUCUUUGGUCUCCGCCGCCGUCGCAAUCCUAGCGACAGUUCUGCCAGCAGCACAGGCAAGUUCUCCUGGGCAUACAGCCGUCGUCUGAAGGAUGCCCCAACUCCAGAUAAUGGCAGUUCGCGCUCGUCCACGCCGCCCGUCCCCCCCAUUCCGGUUCCAAUAAUCCGCGCCAUGCAAGGCAAUCUUGCGAUGGUGAGUGUUGUUCACCCUGCAUUUCGAAACCCCGUGCAGAAAGCCCCAAUGGAUGACGGGUCGCCAUCGUCUCCCGCAUCCGCCCAACGGCAUUCGGAGAGUGCUAGUUCGAACAAAGGUGGUGAAAUCAAAGACAAUGGAGCAAAGCAGGCUGGCGUCAAGCCUGUCUCUCCUGCUUCUACUCCUACUUGCUCUCCUGACAACAAGCCUUCUACCACAGAAUUUCUCGCUCCUGAUGUUUAUCAUGAUCAUCCUGAGGCUUGCAUCCGCGACUCCGUCGCGAUUCGCCAAUCCAUUGAAGAUAUGCAGAAUCCUCUCCUUGGUGACGCAGACGAGGAGAGUCCAGAUUGGGAUCGCGUCUCUGGAAGAAGCGAAGUCCGCUGA